Molecule: messenger RNA, 2144 nt
Organism: Ictalurus furcatus (blue catfish)
Lineage: Eukaryota; Metazoa; Chordata; Actinopteri; Siluriformes; Ictaluridae
Product: protein phosphatase 1 regulatory subunit 3C-B-like
Exons: 3
Coding region: 173-1105 (310 amino acids)
Biological process (GO): regulation of glycogen biosynthetic process
Cellular component (GO): protein phosphatase type 1 complex
Molecular function (GO): glycogen binding; protein phosphatase 1 binding
Source: RefSeq, a predicted model, not a curated record
GUACAAAACAGUGCGCUGACAGACUUGGUAUGCUAGUGUAAUGAGAGGACUUAUAAGAUAAAGGCACAAGUUAAAUUCAGAAAUACAGACGACCAAAACAAAGUUGUUGCUGAUCAGCAUAGGCAUUGGGGGACAUUUAAGUGAGAAGACGCUGUUUUUUGCAAACACAGGAAUGAGUGCUGCCAAAGUCAUGCCAGUGGACCUGGCCGUGCAUAUGUGCCUGAAUCGCCAGCCUUCAGUGGAACAACUUUUGGGAAUGUCAACGCUUAGAUCCCAUCGUGCUCUUACUAGACCUAGCAUAUAUGAUACCCUGCGGUCCAAAGCUUCUAGAUCCCCCCAGAUUCCUGAAUCUCCAGUGAGAGCUCAAAACUGUACGAGUCCUUGUGGGACACUGAAGAAGAAAAAACGAGUGGUAUUCGCAGAUGAUAAAGGACUGGCCCUCACUGCAGUCCGGAUCUUCGAUUCAGAUCCACCAAUAUCCGAUGAAGAGGAGCUUUCUCCACCUGUCAAGCAAAAGACUGAUUUGUCUGUGCAAAGCAAGAAGCCUCGUCUCCGGUUGGGGUUCCCUCAGCCUUCUGCUGAUUUACCAUCAUUCCUGGAAAAACUGGCAAAAACUCUGGUGCAUCUGGAGAGCUGCAGUUUGGUGUAUGGAUCACUGUUCGGAAAGGUGAGGGUCUGCAAUAUCAGUCCAGAGAAAGCUGUGCAUAUUCGCAUCACGUACGACUCAUGGAGGAGCCACCAGGAUAUCCCAUGUACCCCUAUCCAACAGAAGAAUGAGAAUUCAGACACAGAACUGUUUUUCUUUAACGUUCCCGUCCCUUCCUGUCCUAACAUACAGGAUCGUCUGGAAUUCUGCGUGUCCUUCCGUCCUGGAUCUGGCAACAAACUUUGGUGGGACAGCAAUGAUGGACGAAACUAUCGAAUCCUUGUGGAGGACGUGAACUCAGAAGAAGCAUCCUCGGUCGAGAAAAAACCCUUGAGGCCCCAGAUCUUUCAAAGUCCCCAAUCAGUGCCCCUGAGAAAUGGUCCAACUUUAUAUAAGUCAGCAAAUUUUAGCUCACUCAUUUCCCCCAUGAAUAUGAUGAAGACCAUGAGUAGGCAAUAGAACAUUAUCCCUAAAAUUAAUUCACCCUCUUAUUCUAACAAUGCUGACAAAUAAUUCUAGCAUGAGUGGUGGGUUUUGUGUAUAUUGGUCCAUUAUCAUCUUCAUCGUCCUCCAUGUUGGAUGAAUUUUGCCUUAAACAGACAUCAAGAAGGAGCAAAAAGACUGAAAGACACCCAUGCUUGUGCUAGUUCUCUCCACUGCAACUCGCCCAUUUGAGUCAGUGACAAGUCAGUGGUGAAAGAGUGAGACAGAUGUGUCUCUCUAGAGCUUUGUGCACCUGUAUAUCAGAUGAGUAUCUGUUAUGAAAACAAGCAUCAGCACUUUUUCAUCAAGGUCAGCCAAUUUCAAGCUGUGAGGGUCUUUCACUGCUUGUGAGAUAGUUGUACUAAGACAGAUAAUUAAUGAAGCUGUAUGUGUGAAAUGCAUGUAAUAUAACUGUUUCAAUGUUAUUUAUGUAUAUUUAUUUAUGACAAAUGAAUAUUAUAAGCACAAAUAAAUGUGUAUUUAUUAAACUAUACUAUAUAUUAUGCUUCCAUACUAUGUUAUUCUAUACUGUAUUAUGCUAAGAUAUUUUAUACAAUGCCUUGCUAUGUGAUUCAAUAAUAUAUAGUAUAUGUCCAAAAGUUUGGGGACACAUGACCAUCACAGUGAUAUGUGCUUUUUGAUCAUCCCAUUUCAGAUUUAGUCACACUUUGCUGUUAUAAUAACCUACACUCUUCUGGGAAGGCUUUCCACUAAAUUGUGGAGCAUGGCUGUGGGGAUUUUUCCUUUCAGCCACAAGGGCAUUAGUGAGGUCAGGCACUGAUGUCGGGUGAGGAGGUCUGGGGUGUAGUCAGAGUUCCUGUUUAUCCCUGUCACGUUACAAAUUUGAAUUCGGAAGCAAGCGCAGAUCUUCAAACAGUUUAAUAAACAAACAAACAACCAAACAAAGACACCAAGACAACUAGGCAAAAUACUGUGGCUAAGGCUAAACAUAAACUAUGAAAUAAAACAUGGUACAGGGACAAAGGUCAAGAUAGACAAUACGUAAGACGAGGAA